Messenger RNA from Bombina bombina (fire-bellied toad), 5463 nucleotides. RefSeq names its product transmembrane protein 150C (gene TMEM150C). The coding region runs from base 380 to 1135 and encodes 251 amino acids. The transcript has 10 exons. The record is from RefSeq and is a predicted model, not a curated record. Lineage: Eukaryota; Metazoa; Chordata; Amphibia; Anura; Bombinatoridae.
AGCUUGGAAGCGGUUUUCUUGAGGAACAAGGAGUAGGAGGAGAAUUCACAUAGCCACUCUUUCAGCACACUCUGGGAACGAGUUUUGACUGCGCUUCCUUUAGGUAGACGGCGGUUCCUAAAAGCCCGGGGUCUGACACUGCAGGAAAUUGAUACUGGAACUGUGUAUGAAAAUAAUCAUUUGCUGAGAACCCUGGACUUUUCCCUCAUCAUACCAGUGAGACUUUUUGGAGAGAAGAGAAGCGCUACACGUAAUACUAAAAGCUCACACACAUCUGGAUUGUGGUGUCUACGCUUGAAGAGCUUCAGUACUUUGUACAUUUUUCAUCUUCAUCCUGUCAAACGCCAGCAAGACUGGACCCACGUCUAAGGUUUUGGAUAUGGAUACCAUGAAGUGCAGCGUAUGGAUGUUUCUACCUCUUGUGAUGUGUCUGUUUACUACAACUGGACUCUGGAUAGUAUAUUUUAUUGCUGUAGAAGAUAAUAAAAUAUUUCCUUUAAACCUAGACAGGAGACCAGAUUCGAGAAGUCCACCUUAUAUAAGUAUUGCAGGUGAUGCACCUCCUGCAAGCUGUGUGUUUAGUCAAGUCAUGAAUAUGGCAGCAUUUCUAGCACUUGUCAUUGCUGUCCUUCGUUUCAUACAGUUAAAGCCGAAAACCUUAAACCCGUGGCUCAGUGUGAGUGGUCUUGUGGCGUUAUGCUUGACGUCAUUCGGAAUGACUUUACUUGGCAAUUUUCAGCUCAGAAGCAGCGAAGAAAUUCACAAUGUUGGUACAUCAAUGACUUUUGGUUUUGGAACCUUGGCUUGCUGGAUCCAGUCCAUCUUAACUUUCAAGAUAAACAUUAAAAAUGAGGGAAGAAAAGCUGGGAUCCCCAGAGUAAUUAUAUCUGCAACCAUAACCCUCUGCGUUAUCCUUUAUUUCAUUUUAAUGUCUCAGAAGCUUGAUGUUCAUGCACCAAGGGUCCAGUGGGUGCUAGUGAUGUGCUUCUUAAUCUUCUUUGGCACCUUGGCAGUAGAAUUCAGGCAUUGCCGAUUUGAAAUCAUUUGCAUUGAGAACCAGGAACACCAGGAAAUCUUCAACAGCUUCUCUGAGAACCUGUCUGAUAUGUCCGAAUACCAAACAGACCAGGUUUAAACCUCUUCUUGUGUGUGAUGACUGAUACACAACCAUCACGUUGGAACUUCUGUCCAUUAGACAUAGGAGAUAUAGCAAUUACUUUUAUAACUUGAAUUUUACGUGAAAAAUGGAAAUGACUAAGGAGAACCAUUCAAAUUCUCAAACUGCUCGGUUAAUUGUGCCACUGACUUUUGUUUUUUAUUAUGACUGCAGUUGGGAGUUGGAUCAGACUCAAUUUCACUUCAUAUUACUUUCAAGAAUUUAACUGAGUCAUCCGUUUAUUACAUAAUCUGUUUUGAGUUUGUGAUCUGUCACCGAUAUUUUAAAAUAUGGAAUUUUGUUUUACGAGAACAGAUUUACCAAGGCAUUGAAAUACUAUGAACUUACAUUAAAGACUUCUGAUUAUAGAGGACACAAGUCUGAGAAACUUCUACAUAUUAUUUUUUUCUUCUUUUUUGUUUUUACAGAGAAUAACUAUAAAAUAUAUUGAUGCCAUAAUGUGGGGUAUCCAUGCUGCACAUGUGAAUGAAAAUCUUUCGCUAAUCUAUUUUGAUGUCUCAACAACCAAAAUCACAAAGGCUGCUGAACUUCAAAAGAUGAAAGAACGUUUGAUUUAUCCAUUCAAUUUAUUUUUAAAAAUGUGAAACUAGAAAACUUUAUUUUGGUGGUCCAGUCUUGUCAAACAAAAAGUAGGAAAUAUUGUAAGUUUGCUAUGUUUUUGCUAAAACCAUUGAUGCUAUUGAAACAAAUUCAUUUUGAAAUCAUUACUUAGUCAAAUCCGAAGAUUUUAUAGAAUGGUGGAGGAUCACUGAAUGCUUUAAAGGCAAUAUACUUCCCUACCACUGACUUUCUAAUCAUAACUGAUAUCCCUUGUUGCGUACCACUAUAUUAGCCAGACUUAGGGCUCUAUUCACAAAAAGAAUUGAAGGUGUUUUGAAAUCUUUCAUUAACUAUACAUCAUAAAGGUCCAAACCCAGUGAGUAUCUCCUGCAAUAAGAGCUGAGUUAGCACUACGCAAUGCAUAGUUAAAGGAACAGUAUACACCAAUUUCCAUGUAACUGCAUGUAAUAGACAUUAAUAUAAAGAAGAAUAUGCACAGAUACUGAUCUAAAAAUCCAGUAUAAAACCUUUUAAAAACGUAAAAGCUCACAGUUUAGCUCUGUUGAUGAGGUUGGGACACUCACAGAAAGGGUCUGAGAAAGCAGAAAGGGCAGAUAAUUCCUCCUCCCCUGCAUAUGAAAAGACCCAUUACAAUACAACCAGGAGUCUGUAGAUCUCAGUAUACAUCUAAAACAUUGGGGUUUGCUUAGAAGUCUGAAAAUCAGCACAAUGUUAUUUAAAAAUAAGCAAAACUAUACAUUGUUACAAAAACACCCCAAAAUGGGCUAUUUAAACAGAUCAUCUACAAAACAUGUAUGCAAAGAAAAAUCUAGUGUACAAUGUAAUUGUAAUGCUUCAUGCAAGUCUCCGAUUUUAGGUGAAUUGUACACAGCAUUAACUAUGCAAUGUGCAAGGUUAACUUAGCUCUUCUUGUCGGAGAGACUCACUAGAAUUGGCCCUUCAUAAUGCAUAAUUAAUGGCAGGAAUUGAAAUAUUUCAAUUCACCUGCUAUUCACCUCUUAAUGAAUAUACCCCCAAGUUUUCUAGGGCAUCUUGUAUAUUACUUAUGUUUACAAAGCAAUGUUUUUAAACCAGAAGAUAUCAAGAAACCCAGAACUUGAAUAAAAAAAUGUCAACUGCCAUAUAGAUAUUUUAAGCAGUGCAACAAAGCUUUAAAAUGUUUUUUGUUUUUUCUAAUAUUUUUUUUUUAUUAAGUAAAUCAUUGGGAUUCAGGAGACAAGUUUUUUUUGCAAAUGUCCUGGUAUUAUGGAACACAGAGUCAUUUGAGAAAUAUUACAAAUAUAUUUUAACUUUAUGAAGCAGACCACACACAUCAGCCAGUACUGGAGUCUCAUUUUUUUAUCAAUUUGUCCAAGUAAAAAUAUAUUUUUUUGGGUAUGUUUAUAAAUCAUAUCAUUAUAAUCAUAGCGUAGGAAAAAAUUAAUAUAGUAUGUUUUUAAGCUGAUAUUUAGAAUAGUUGCGUAGCAGUAAUAAAUAUUACUGCUGCUAUGUCUUUUCAUAUAUUUUCUUCUGGUUACUUUUUAGUUCUUGAUUUUCUUUAUGUUUAAAGCAUAAAAUUAUCUUUGAUGAAAACUGUGAAAUGAAAGAUAUUGCAGUUCUGCAUAAAAAAUGUGAACAGAAAUGAAGACCAAAAUGCCAAAAAUAUUAAAACAAACAAAAAAAAUAAUAAACUGGACGCUAUAAAUCCGACUGCACUAUUAAAAGCAAUUACAUUUCCCUGUAUAGUCACAGAAUUUUCCGUCACUGGAACUCAAAGAAUGUGAAUAAUUGUUAUAAAUACUAUUGGAAUCUGCAAAUCCAAACAAGAGUACAGAAUAAUUCUGGGCCAAUACUAUUGAAUCUGUAAAUCCAAACAAAAGUAGAAAAAUUCUGGGCCAAAAUAAUAUAUCACAUCAUUUACUGAAAUAUUCAAACUCAGGCAAAAAUAAUAGAAUAUUUCUGCUCUGGUUACUUGCCCCAAAAUGUUUUGAUCUUGUUAUGAUAGUUUUCAAUAUUGAAUCACUUGUUACCAGUGCUUCUGAAGUUGCAAAAAUUAACAGCAAGAAAUGUAUUAACACAAUUAGGUAAAUACAAAAGUGGGGAUCCCCAGUGUGCAAAAUUCACUGAAAAACACCUAUACUUACAACAGAGUCACAUGACUUGUAUUAUCAUGUGACAUUAUGUGCUUAUCAUAUUAUAGAAGUACUACAGUAGAUAUUACAAUUGUGUAUGGGUUAUGCUUAGUGCAUGUUUGAUACAUAUGCAUGCACAUUUGCACAUGGAUAUACCAUAUAUAGAAUGUACUGUAUGCCAGACUGAACUCAAAAGCAACUCCAAGCUGUGAUAUUUUAUUCAAAUGCUCUUUUCAAAUUGUAUUCAUUGCUGGUCAAAGCAGCCAGGUGCCCUUUUAACAAUGUUUUAAACUGAAUGCAUUUGAUAUUAUUUGAAUUGCAAUUCAUUCUAUAGUGUUAUAUAGUAGGAUGCCCAACAGCUAUAGGAUUGCAACCAUGCCAGAAUUUAAAUGGAGCCAAAACGUUCUCAUUUUAAACAAGUCAUUAGAUUACAAUAAAUGUUGUUAAAGUUGGAGAAAAGCCAUUUCCUCAACACCCACCACGAUCUGUGUUUCUUAAUAGUAAAAAAAAAAAUAGUUGCAACUGUUUUAUUGCUUCAUUUGUAAACACAAGGGAUAGUAAUUAAACAAAUCUACACAUUUGCUCGUUUGCCAAAAGAUCCUCUCAGAAAAUUCAUGGAGAGUGUAGGAAUAAGGCUAUCGGUAAACUAUUAUUGACUUGUAAAACUAAUGUUCUUUAAAGAGACAUUAGCGAUUUUUAUUCUUUGCAGACUCUAAAAGAUGACAUUAUUUAAAGAAACAUGUAACACAUUUUUUUCUUUAGCGAUUCUGAUAGAGCAUAGAAUUUGAAACGACUUUUUAAUUUACUUCUAUUAUCAAAUGUUCUUCAUUCUCUUGGUAUCUUUUGUUGUAAAGCAUAGAGCACUAUAUGGCAGCAGCAGUCUUGCAAGGGUGUUAUCCACUUGCAAGAGCACUAAAGGGCAGCACUCUUUUCUGCCAUGUAGUGCUUCAGACACCCACCUAGGUAUCUCUUCAAUAAAGAAAACAAAUUUGAUAAUAGAAGUAAAUUGGACACUUUUUUUAAAAAAAAUGUAAGCUCUGUCUGAAUCACAAAAGAUAAAAUUUGGUUUUCAUAUCCCUUUAAUGCAUUGUUUGUUUCUGAAAAAAACAUGCUUCUAUACUGAUUUUUUUUUUUUAAUUAAUGCUUGUGAGGUAGGUUACUGACCAUCAAUAAAAACACAGGAGUCCUUAUAAGCCAGUGAGCAAUCAGUCUUUAGGGCCCAGCUGUUCAUACAUACACUUCCUGAUAACUUUAAAUGGACAUUAAACAUUAAAUAAAUGCUAGAUAGAAUGACGCAUUCAACGAAAAGAUUAGUCUGAGAAUAACAUGAAAAUAUAGUUUUUAACCUUUCAUUAGUUGUUUAAAUAUUGACAAAUUAAAUUUAAAAUUUUAGUGUCUAUAAAACAAUGGGAGCUGCCAUGUUGUAACUUAGGUUACCUUCUCUGCUGUGGCCAAUUAGGGACAGUUAUAAAUAGGUCACUAGAGUGUGCAGCCAAUGGCUGUGUGGAAUAUAACAGAGUUCUGCACUUCCAUUUCUAACAGAACCUGAAAAGCUCACAAUUUCAGAAUGGAAUUACAGAAAAGGAAGACAAAAUAAAGUAUAUUGCAAACUUU